Molecule: messenger RNA, 2769 nt
Organism: Gadus morhua (Atlantic cod)
Lineage: Eukaryota; Metazoa; Chordata; Actinopteri; Gadiformes; Gadidae
Gene: colq
Product: collagen-like tail subunit (single strand of homotrimer) of asymmetric acetylcholinesterase
Exons: 17
Coding region: 237-1589 (450 amino acids)
Biological process (GO): extracellular matrix organization
Molecular function (GO): extracellular matrix structural constituent conferring tensile strength
Source: RefSeq, a predicted model, not a curated record
UCCUAUAUUGGCACUCAGGGCAGCUGGCAGGCUGACAAGCGUAAUUUUAGAGGACACUGAUGCAGAGGGAAAAUGUAAUGGGCAUUGGCUGGCAGACCCCUUCCUAUAGGCGGUAGAGAGAAGAGGGAGGGAGAAACAGCGGCCAGCAAGAGAGUCUCCUGAGAGUGAAGUCCUUUGCUGUGGCUAGAAUAGAUAGGCUAAAUAACCAAAGUGCGACACCAUUCUUUUUGAGCAGCAUGGUUUUCCUAACCCUCGGAUUGUAUCUUCCACUCUGGUUUUGUUAUGUCCUGGCUCGGUCCUCAUUUUUGGACCUUCUUGCACUUCCAGAAGGUCUCCGGUCGUCCGAGAGGAGCUUCACCCCAUGCUGUCUGAUGAGUCCCCCCCCACCGCCCCUCUUUCCCCCGCCCCCGUCUCUCUGGAGACGCCACGCUCAUGAGAGAGGCGCCUCAUCUGGUGACGGAGACAGAGGGAAGAUAGACAAAGAGGAGGAGGAGGGACGCCCCUGUGUCCUGGGGCCGCCGGGCUCUGCUGGCCCCCCAGGGCCCCAGGGGCCGUCUGGUCUACCUGGAAUAGGAGGAUCCAAAGGAGAGAUGGGAGAGCUUGGCAGACCUGGACAAAAGGGCCGGACCGGUCCGCCAGGCCUUCCGGGGCGGCCUGGACCCGUUGGAUGGCCCGGCCCACAUGGGCCCAAAGGUGAGAAAGGAGACACUGGACUGAUGGGUUUAUCUGGAGCAAGAGGACCGAUGGGGCCCAAAGGUUUACCAGGAUAUAAAGGAGAAAAGGGUUCUCGGGGUGAUCGCGGGGAGAGUGGCAGCAAAGGCGAUAAGGGAAAGAUGGGAUUCCCAGGGAUGCUUGGGCAGAAGGGUGAAAUGGGUCCCAAGGGGGAACCUGGCACGUCAGGGAAGCGCGGACCUACUGGACGGCCAGGCAAGCGAGGAAAGCAAGGAGUGAAAGGUGACUUUGGGCGGGUGGGCCCUUCAGGUCCUGCUGGCCCCCAAGGGUCCCCUGGCCAGCCCGGCCCCCCUGGUCUCCCAGCCACAGGACUUUAUAUGGUUGGAUCGAAAGGAGAGCGCGGCCCUACAGGGCCUCCUGGGAGAUGUAGUUGCAACUCUCUCAUGAGCUCACCUUUUGAUGACAGCGCCAGGGGCCAGCAAGCCAGAGUGCCAGCGAUAUUUGUGGUUGGCAGUCAAGAUGAACUAGAGCGUCUUCAAACGGACAAUGCUUUUGCAUUCCGCAAAGACCAGAGGUCUCUCUAUUUCAAAGAUGUGGAUGGCUGGAUUCCAAUUCAGCUGACCCCAUUCCAGUCCAUGGAGAACGCCCCAGAGGAAGAGGGUUACUGUGGCGAUGGAAUAGUGCAGAUUCCAAACGGGGAGGAGUGUGACGAUGGAAACAGAGUGGUCACAGACAGCUGUGUUAAGUGUAAACAUGCCUUCUGUGGGGAUGGCUAUCGCUAUGAGGGGGCUGAGGAGUGUGAUGGAAAAGACUUUGGCUACCAGACAUGUAAUUCAUACCUUCCAGGGUCGUAUGGCCGUCUAAGGUGCAGACUGCACUGUGUUAUUGACUCAACAAACUGCAAGUACUUCACAUGAAGGGUCAAAGCCACACAGAGCAAUGUAGUCGUUGUGUUCCCAAACACCAAGCAGGAAUAUAUUGAUGCAAUAAAAGGACAAGGAUACUGCAAAUAAAAGACUGAAAAAGAAGAUGAAGCCAAAAAAAAUGAAAAGAAACUACUAUAUAUACUUCUUCUGUACUGCUGCUCUCAUGCCACAUAGAUUGCAGGGGUUCGAAUGACCUCGACCAGAGUCCAUCCUUUCGCCCAUACAUAAACAAAGAAAAAAAAAAUAUAUAUAUAUAAUUGCACUCUUAACAUAACAGUCUUAACAUGUGAGGACUGAAGAGCAUUCUAUACGGCAUACCUGAUUGGACCACUUAGCCUCACCUGAAUGGACCAGUCAGCUUCACCGGAUUGGACCAGUCAGCCUCACCUGAUUGGACUAGUCAGCCUCAAGGUAAAGUGGGUGAAUGAAGUGGAAGGUUUCAUUAAACCUUGUAGCAACGGGGUCCUGGUUGGACGCUCAUUAAUCCUGACUUAGUACUGUUUAAAAGAAAGAAAUUAGGAAGGCUUGGAGAAACCAGGAUACUGUUUAUCCUACUGCUGAUAGAAUGAAUGACAAUGCACAGAAUUUGCAUGAGGCUAGGGUUUGGAUGGCCCCGGCGACAGCUGCCUCUAGGCAUGUAACCUAAUACUGACGCUAAAACAUUGCCAUGACACUCUUCAUACCUGUGCCCUCUUAAAAUCCUUCAUUAGAAAUGUGCAGUGACCCUUUUUAGGCAUAGAUUGACUUAAGUCAAUAUGAUGAUGUGUACUGGCGGGCAGGUGGAUGCAUGGCCAACAACAAAGUUGUUAUAAGGGGGGGGGGGGGGGGGGGGGGGUCCCGCUUCAAGUGUCUUGGCCUCUGGGAAUCCUCAAAGAGGGCAGGUUGUUACAGUGUGUUAUGGUAGCAGCACACAAGGUAAACUUGAUCUUCAUAUUCUCAAACCCAGGAUCUACUCAGGAACCAUCAGGUCACAUGACUCAAUGAGUCGGUUCAAUAGGCCUUCUGCACGCUACUCUUUGUGAAUGGCAGAUAAUGUUAGUAGAGGAACAUAUUGGACUGUUAUAUGGGGAAAUAAGCUUUAAUGUAAAUGGAGGAGGUCCUUCCCUCUGCUUCAACAAUACAUAUACUAUGUAUAUAUAUGUGUGUGUAUAUAUAUAUAUAUAUAUAUAUA